ACCAAACGCAACCCAUAGUCAAGACUCAAGAGCCUUGUUUUCGUGUUCCUCUCUCUCUCUCUCUCUCUCUCUCUCUUUCAGGAAAAUGUUCCGGCUGAGUAACAACCUGAUCGGAAUCCUCAACUUUGUGACGUUCCUCCUCUCCGUCCCCAUCCUAUGGGCCGGAAUAUGGCUGAGCAGGCAGUCGGGCCCCACCGAGUGCGAGAAGUUUCUGGACGCGCCGUUGAUCGUGCUCGGGGCCUUCCUGAUGGCGGUCUCUCUCGCCGGUCUCCUCGGCGCGUGCUGCCGCGUCUCCUUGCUCCUCUGGCUCUACCUACUCGUCAUGUUCCUACUCAUCCUCCUGCUUUUCUGCUUUACAGUCUUCGCCUUCGUCGUCACCAACAAGGGCGCCGGCGAUGCCAUCUCCGGCAAGGGUUACAAGGAGUACCGCCUCGGCCACUAUUCCGACUGGCUGCAGAAGAGGGUGAACAGCACCAAGAACUGGCGCAAGAUCAAGAGCUGCUUGCAGGACAGCAAGGUUUGCAAGAGCUUGAUCGAUGAUGGCUCUACCACCACCGUUGAUCAAUUCUACAAAAAGCACUUGUCAUCUGUUCAGUCCGGUUGCUGCAAGCCGUCAAAUGACUGCAAUUUCAGCUAUCUCAGUCCGACAAACUGGACCGUCUCAGGGGCCUCUUCAUACACCAAUGCAGAUUGCAAGCUAUGGAAUAACGACCCGAGCAUUCUGUGCUUCGACUGCCAGGCGUGCAAGGCCGGGCUGCUGGACAACAUCAAGCACGACUGGAAGAAGGUGGCUGUGAUCAACGUCAUCUUCCUCGUCUUCCUUGUCAUCGUGUAUUCAAUCGGGUGCUGUGCCUUCAGGAACAACCGGGAGGACAAUUAUCUGUGGAAGAGGGGCCCUUGAGCCUUUUCUUCUGCUGCUGUUUGAAGGAUUUUAGAGCUUCCAAUUAGUAUGUUUCAACUCUGUAUUAGUUUCUGCUGAUUGUAUUCUAUUUUCCUGUCUUGUAUAGCUGCCUAUGCCUCGAUUUAUUCAGAUUACAUGUCAGCUAUGUGAUAUAUCUUCUAAGGAGCCUUUUGUUGCAUUAGUUUUUGUAUGACUUAUUAGUGUUAUUUGGGUCACAUCUAAUUAUGAGAUUUUCUCUCCAAGUUCAUAUAUGCUUGGACUCUCUGUUCCAUUCAUAUCAA
Diospyros lotus (date-plum) is the source of this 1182-nucleotide messenger RNA. Its product is annotated as tetraspanin-8-like. Gene Ontology annotation, biological process: auxin-activated signaling pathway. NCBI's taxonomy places the organism in Eukaryota, Viridiplantae, Streptophyta, Magnoliopsida, Ericales, Ebenaceae. Bases 86 to 901 code for a protein of 271 amino acids. Gene Ontology annotation, cellular component: plasmodesma; plasma membrane. The record is from RefSeq and is a predicted model, not a curated record. The transcript has 2 exons.